AUAACGGAGCGUAACCGGAUCCUAGUUCAAGAUGGCGGAAGGAAAAGACAUUAGAGACAUUCAAAAUGAGACGGAGUCUUCUAUACAAGGUCUAUACCCCAGAGUUUUAACAGACGAAGAGAAACAAAAACUUGAACGAGACACUUCCUGUAUUUCAGAAUUCAAAAGAAACAAGUUAGAGCAAGAUGCUCGUAAAAACUGGGAUUUGUUUUACAAGAGAAAUUCAACAAACUUUUUCAAGGACAGGCGUUGGACAACAAGAGAAUUCACUGAGUUACUCAACGUGGAGGAUGAAAAGUUAAAUGAAAAAGUUCUUCUUGAAGCUGGUUGUGGGGUAGGAAACCUCAUCAACCCCUUGCUGGAAGAGGGCUAUAAUUUUUAUUUCCAUGCUUGUGACUUCUCACCUAGGGCUGUUAAUUUUGUUAAGGAGAGCCCCUUCUAUGAUGAGGCAAAAGUGAAUGCAUUUCAAUGUGAUCUGACUAAAGAUGAUCUACUUGAAAACAUUCCUGCGUGCAGUGUUGAUAUUGCUACCUUGAUAUUCGUGUUAUCAGCAAUUCACCCUGAUAAAAUGAUUACUGCUUUGCUCAAUAUCUUCAAGGUUCUCAAGCCUGGGGGCUUACUAUUAUUGCGUGAUUAUGGACUUUAUGACCAUGCCAUGUUGAGAUUUGCUCCUGGACACAAGCUGUCAGAACAGUUCUAUGUUCGUCAAGAUGGAACAAGAGCCUUUUAUUUUUCUCAAGAUGACUUAGAAGUGCUUUUUAAAAAGGCAGGCUUUGUAGUACUAAUGAAUAAGUAUGUUGAAAAAAGAACUGUAAACAAAAAAGAGAAUAUUGAUGUUCCCAGGAUAUUUGUGCAAGGGAAAUUUAUGAAACCUGAAAGCUGAAAGAGAAUUCAUGCAGAAGAUUUUAUUCUUUGUCAUUGUAAUAAUAUAUAUUAUAUUCCAGUUGAAAUCUUUCACCGGGAGCCAAAAUAGUGCUAGACUUGACAGUUGCUGUUAUACAAUCACUUGAGUACUCAGUGCAUUAAAAUGCAUCAAAUGCACUGAGUGUCCAAGUAAAUAUAUAUUAUACAGCGGAACCUGGAUAUUACAAUUCUGGAUUUUAUGAUAACCUCAAUUUUACGAUGAUGUUCCUUUCUCCCGGCGGAAAUACAGUGAAUUGUUUGAAAAAUAACCUCGAUCUAAUAUAUUGGAUACAACAAUAUUCUUGAUUUUACUAUAAAAAUCUGUUUUCCCAAGCGUAAUUUUGACCUUGGUACAAUGAUAUUACUAAUUCUGUCUAUCAAGAAAGAGAGUAAAACUUGAUACACCACACAUGUACAGUACAGUUAAUCGAUUUUCUUGACUUGACAGAUCUUGUUACAUGGAGAUUAAAGUCUUACAGAGAGUAACUGUACAGUCUUACCCAGAGUACAGUUACAAUAAUAUUAUUUCGUAAAAGUUGAUAAUUAACUUGACCUCGCUACAAUGAUAUUUUCAAAGGGUUUUCCUUUAUAUUGUAAAAUCGAGGACCUCUUUAACAAUACCUCGAUUUUACGAUAUAUUUUCUUUCUCCCAAGGCACCUAGUAAAAUCCAGGCUCCACUGUAUGUAGCUUCUGCUGAUUUGGGGGUGGGGGGGUGGCUAUUCCUAGGAUUUUGGUAAAGUAUGCUCAUCUACAUGAUUAAAAGAAACCCAAAGGGUAUGACCAUUAUCCUAACAGUUAAGUCUAGGGAACGCCAUCUCUCCUCCACCCCAUCCCCAGCUGUAAAGCUUAUUUGUUCUUUAGAAUUUACAGAAUGGAACUUUUUAUCCCUUUUUCAAGUAGCGCUGUGUCAAUUAAAGGCUAAAAAUCAAAUGAGAAUGUAUAACAUUUUAUUUAUACAGUAACUUGCUGUUAGUAGACUAUGUUUGUAGAAUUUUAAAUUUGUAAUAUAAGCUUUUAACUUUUUCAUUCACAAAGCAAUAAACUUUAAUAGUGAAUAAUA
Messenger RNA from Nematostella vectensis (starlet sea anemone), 1964 nucleotides. RefSeq names its product tRNA N(3)-methylcytidine methyltransferase METTL6. NCBI's taxonomy places the organism in Eukaryota, Metazoa, Cnidaria, Anthozoa, Actiniaria, Edwardsiidae. The record is from RefSeq and is a predicted model, not a curated record. Bases 32 to 883 code for a protein of 283 amino acids. The transcript has 5 exons.